Messenger RNA from Exophiala dermatitidis NIH/UT8656, 1624 nucleotides. RefSeq lists its product as uncharacterized. Gene Ontology annotation, molecular function: zinc ion binding; DNA-binding transcription factor activity, RNA polymerase II-specific. Gene Ontology annotation, biological process: regulation of DNA-templated transcription. The transcript is spliced from 3 exons. The record is from RefSeq and is a predicted model, not a curated record. The coding region runs from base 261 to 1247 and encodes 328 amino acids. NCBI's taxonomy places the organism in Eukaryota, Fungi, Ascomycota, Eurotiomycetes, Chaetothyriales, Herpotrichiellaceae.
UUUGUUGGUCCGAAUGUCCAUCAACGCUUCUUGUUCCUGUUCUAGAACCGAGGGUCCUACGUGUGGUGCUCGGAACCAAUGUCGCCAGCAUCUACGAUCCAUCGUCGCAACUUGGACGAUACGGUGCUGACAUGUGUGCUAAUGACCACUUGCGGAUCAGGCAGUUGAACAAUUUCCAUCAAGUUUGGUACUAGUGUGCUCUCUGGUCAGCCCGGAGUCUUUAUCCAGAGGUUUUGAUUGCGUUUGCGCCUUGCCCAGCGAUGAUUCCAAGUGGCGCUUCGAGCAAAAUGGUGCUUCCCACUACGUCUGUGAUCGAGCUUGAUGCUCUGUCCUGUAUUUAUUUGCCUCGAGGGUUAAAACUACUAAUUUCCAGUGCUAUCCACUCAAAACCUGUCCUCCAAAGUUUUCUUCAACAGACAAUGUCAAGUGAACAGCACAAGGCGGAAAGACGCAGUUCGAUUACUGACAAGGCUAAGCAACGGGCAUCUAGAGCCUGUGAUCGGUGUAGGCUGAAAAAGGCGAAGUGCGAUGGCGCCGUUGAGUGUGAAAAUUGUCGCUUCAGCCAGACACCAUGUGUAUACACUGCCCGAAAGGGACGAGAAGCAAGAAGAUAUUAUCUGGAAAUGCACGAGGUCAUGGAAGAAGCCCUUCAUCGCCUAUACUGGCACUGUCGGAAUGGAUCAGGACUUCCUGGACCCAACCCUGCCCAGUUCGAGCGUAAUGGCUCAAUAACCACCAGUUCCAUUCUCGAAAGCAUGGGGUUGACUCCGCCUAUACUGGAUGAAUCAAACCCACAAUAUCCAAAUGGGCCGGCUACGCGAUUGCCUGAACGCCGAUCCUUCGCCCCGGCAGCGAGCACUCAGAGUCCCAAAUCGAAUGACAGAUCUCCAGGGACGAUGAGCAUCGAUGGACAUCCUCCGUCAACACUGCCACCUGAAUCUCCCUGGCAAUUCCCGUACAGCAUGCCGGGGCAGAACCACGGCUAUAUCACCAGCGCGAUGCCUAUGCGUGUUUCAGCGGCUCCAACCGGCAUGGUUUAUUCGCCGGAUCAGAUGCAGCCUCAGACAUCAGCCGCAUCCUUGCCGGUCUCUCAUCUGGGGCCUGAGGCCUCGGUGCUGCCGUGUGACGGAGUUCCAUAUGUGAGCCAUUCCGAGCCGCUGCCCCACGCCAACCCCUUCGUUGGCGUUGACCACAACUGGCCGGGACCUGGCCCUCCUUUCGGUCGCCAUUCUUACAGUGGAAUCUGAUUCAAUAUUCUUGGAGCGUUGGGCGUUGGAGGUGCAGCGAUGUUGCUGGAGCUCUUGGAGUAUCAGGUACCGCGAACUUUCGUGUCAUGAGCGUUACUUUUUGCCAAGUUCGAAAUGGGUGAAACUACCAAGUGAAGACAAACGCAUGGUUAUACGGAUAAACAGCGCAGUCUUCGGUGUUAAGGGCCUGAAAAGCCUGAAAUGAUACGUUCUCGCAUGUAAUCAUGUGUGGCAUUCACAUUGUGCCUUUGUAUAUCUUCCUCUGGAGUCCAGUGUUCGACGUGCGCAUGGCUCUUAAUCGUUAUCACAUCGUCGGUUGCUCGAGUUGGCUCUAAAGGAGCCGUAUUUGCGAGGAGACCACGAUAAAUGAUGUAGCC